Lynx canadensis (Canada lynx) is the source of this 5177-nucleotide messenger RNA. RefSeq lists its product as uncharacterized. Gene Ontology annotation, molecular function: zinc ion binding; aspartic-type endopeptidase activity; RNA-DNA hybrid ribonuclease activity. Gene Ontology annotation, biological process: virion assembly; proteolysis; DNA integration. Lineage: Eukaryota; Metazoa; Chordata; Mammalia; Carnivora; Felidae. The record is from RefSeq and is a predicted model, not a curated record. The transcript has 2 exons.
UUCUGUGGACUUACUGGAUGGACGUUAUGGGACAGACUCAGACUACUCCUCUAAGUAUUAUGAUUGAUCACUUUAAGGAUGUGAGGGGAAGAGCUAACAACCUCAGUGUGGAAGUCCGAAAGGGUCGGUUGCAGUUUUUUUGUUCUAGCGAGUGGCCAACUUUCAAUGUUGGAUGGCCACCAGAGGGGACCUUCGACCUCCCUGCCAUCCACCGAGUCAGGAGUAUCAUCUCUCGGCCUACGAUGGGUCAUCUUGAUCAUUACAUUAUCACUUGGCAUUACAUUAUCACUUGUCAGGACCUUGUAGAAGACCCACCCUCUUGGCUUAAGCCCUUCCUAGCCCCGCUCCCUCUGGAGCCAAAACCCAUUCUUGCUUUGCAGGGGACAAAGAAGAAGAAAAGUCUUAUCCAGCCUUCAGCACCCCUCUACCCUGUCUUACAGGGGGGGGGUUGGAUGCUGGAAGAACACCAUCCUCCCCCUCUGGGGGAGGCAGACGCUGUUCCGAGAGCGGGAGGUGGAAACGCUCCAGUGGGAAGCCCGCCCUUUACCAGACAAAGGGCUCAGAGGGAGUAAUCCGCCUCCACCGCCGACUCCACUCUUCUGCCCCUGCGAGCCACCGGACCCCCAGACGCGGAGGGGAAUCAGCCCCAUCACUAUUGGCCUUUCGCCACUAGUGACCUCUACAAUUGGAAAGCUCAGAAUCCUAAGUUUUCCAAGAAACCGGCAGGGCUUAUUGAUUUAUUAGACUCUGUUCUUUUUACCCAUCAGCCCACGUGGGACGAUUGCCAGCAGCUUUUGCAGGUCCUGUUCAUGACUGAAGAAAGAGAAAGAAUCCUCAAUGAGGCCCGAAAACUAGUUCCGGGCACAGACGGGAAUCCCACCACCAACCAGGCUCAGAUAGAUGCCUUCUUCCCCUUAACUCGGCCCCAGUGGGAUUUCAAUACGGCAGAAAGUAAGGAGAGGCUCCAGGUCUACCGCCAGACUCUAAUGGGGGGUCUCCGAAUGGCUGCUAGAAAGCCAACCAAUUUGGCCAAGGUAGGAAAUGUACAACAGGGAAAAGAUGAAUCUCCGGCUGCCUUUUUAGAAUGGAUCAUGGAGGCAUUCCAUACCUAUACCCCCAUGGAUCCAGAGGCUCCGGAAAGCAAGGCAGCUGUUAUCAUGGCCUUUGUAAACCAAUUGACCAUAGACAUUAGGAGAAAAUUACAGAAAAUAGAUAGACUAGGAGAAAAAAGUCUGCAGGACUUACUGGUGGUAGCCGAAAAGGUAUAUAAUAACCGGGAGCCUCCUGAGGACAAGCAGGCUCGCGCCAUGGCAGCUGCCAGCAGUAAGCAGACUCGAGACCUGGCCAGAAUACUACUAGCUACCACUGCUGACUUCUCCGAGGAAGGAGACCGCCGUCUCUGGCAGCUGGCAGACGACGCAAGAAAGGGUAAAGGAACUACCAAGGGGGGGAAGCAGAGGCUGCAGAAGGAUCAGUGUGCAUACUGCAAGGAGAUAGGGCAUUGGGCCCGAGAUUGUCCAAAAAGGGCCGGCAGGAAGGGAAGCAAGACUGAUCGAGUAGAAGUCCUAGAGCUAGAUGAACUAAGUGAUUAGGGGAGUCGGGGUUCAGACCCUCUCCCUGAACCCAGGGUAACUCUUAAAGUGGAGGGGACCCCUAUUGACUUCCUUGUCGACACCAGAGCACAACAUUUGGUCCUCCACACCCCACAAGGAAAACUAGCCAACAAGAAGUCCUGGGUACAAGGGGCAACUGGUAUGAGCCAGUAUUCAUGGACUACCCGAAGAACAGUAGAUUUGGGAAUGGGCCGGGUAUCCCACUCCUUUAUGGUAAUACCAGAAUGCCCCUACCCGCUGUUAGGACGGGAUUUACUGACCAAGAUUGGAGCUCAGAUAACUUUCAGACAAGGGGGGCCUCAGGUCACCGAUGGCAACGGCCACCCCAUCCAGGUACUGACCAUGAAACUGGAGGAUGAAUACCUCCUCCACCAGGAGGCGCUCCCGAGAGAGGAUAAUAUAGACAGAUGGCUACAAGAAUUCCCCUCGGUUUGGGCAGAGACGGGGGGGAUAGGACUAGCCACUCAUAGGACCCCAGUCCUGGUAGAGCUCAAGCCAGGAGAGAGUCCAGUAAGGAUCAAACAAUACCCCAUGUCUCAGGAGGCCCGGAAGGGGAUCCAGCCACACAUCCGAAGCCUAGGAGUACUAGUUCCUUGCCAGUCUGCCUGGAACACCCCCCUACUGCCAGUCAAAAAGCCUCACACAAACGACUAUCGACGGGUACAAGACCUCCGGGAAGUAAAUAAGAGGGUCGCGGACAUACACCCAACUGUUCCCAACCCAUAUACUCUCUUGAGCUCCUUGGCACCCUCCAGGUUCUGGUAUACUGUACUAGAUUUAAAGGACGCCUUCUUCAGUCUGCCGCUGGCACCCCAGAGCCAACCCUUGUUCGCCUUUGAGUGGCAUGAUCCGGAGGAGGGCUACAGUGGGCAACUCACCUGGACACGGCUACCCUAGGGAUUCAAAAAUUCACCCACCAUCUUCGACGAGGCACUACACGAGGACCUGGGUGAGUACAGAAGGGAGCACCCUGGCCACACCCUCCUACAGUAUGUAGAUGACAUCCUGAUUGCUGCCGACACAGCCAAAGACUGUGAGUGAGGGACCCAGGACCUGCUGGCUACCCUGGGGGCCUUGGGGUAACGGGCAUCCACGAAGAAGGCUCAGAUAUGCAGGGAGAGGGUGAGUUACCUGGGAUAUAUCCUGGAGGGCGGACAGCGGCAGUUAUCAGAUGCCAGAAAAGAAACUGUCCUAAAGAUCCCGACUCCUACCUCCCGAAGAGAAGUGAGGGAAUUCCUAGGAUCAGCUGGCUACUGCCGCCUCUGGGUUCCAGGUUUUGCUGAGGUUGCCAAGCCCCUAUAUGAAGCCACCAAAGAGGGGAAAACAUUUAAAUGGACUGAAAAAGAAGAAAUUGUCUUUAAUCAGUUAAAAAAGGCUCUCUUAAGUGCCCCAGCCCUGGGCCUACCAGACAUUACGAAACCCUUCCACCUCUUUGUAGACGAACAUAAGGGAAUAGCAAAAGGGGUUCUAACUCAAGCCUUAGGCCCCUGGAACCGCCCAGUGGCUUACCUGUCUAAGAAACUAGACCCAGUGGCUGCCGGCUGGCCGCCAUGCCUAAGAAUUAUUGCGGCGACAGCACUCCUAGUCAAGGAUGCAGACAAACUGACCCUAGGACAGGAGAUCUGGAUCACGACCCCACACGCCAUUGAAGGAGUCCUGAAACAGCCUCCGGAUAGAUGGAUGAGCAAUACACGUAUGACUCAUUACCAGAGCCUCCUACUCAACCCUCCACGAGUGCGGUUCCACCCCAGUGCAGCCCUCAAUCCUGCAACCCUGCUGCCCGACCCUGACCUAGGUGCUCCACUACAUGACUGUGCGGGAAUCCUGGAACAAGUACAUGGAUUCCGGAUGGACCUGACCAACCGGCCCCUCCCCGAUGCCGAGGCUACUUGGUUCACUGAUGGCAGCAGCUUUGUGCAAGAUGGACACAGGUAUGCGGGUGCAGCGGUGGUCACCGAAACGGACACCGUAUGGGCGGAGGCUCUACCCUCCGGAACGUCAGCCCAGCGAGCAGAGCUCAUAGCCCUCACCAAGGCGCUGAUGCUGGGAGCUGGAAAACGGCUUAACAUCUACACAGACAGCCGUUAUGCAUUUGCCACAGCUCAUAUUCAUGGGGCAAUUUAUCAGGAGAGGGGGUUACUGAUGGCAGAAGGACGGACUAUAAAAAAUAAGCAGGAGAUACUUAACCUGCUUACGGCCUUAUGGCUUCCUGCCAAGCUAGCCAUUAUCCACUGCCAAGGGCACCAAAAAGCUGAUAACCCAGUAGCUAGAGGUAAUCGAAAGGCUGACCAGGCAGCCAAGGCAGUAGCCCUUACUCCAGUCCCCACCAUGACCAUACAACUACCAGACCCAGGAGACCCAGUUUUACCAGACAAGCCCAAGUACUCCCAGGAGGAGUUACAGCGGAUCAAGAAACUCCCCAUGGCCCAGGAGAUAAAGGGAUGGUGGUAUACACCUAACAAGGAGCUCGUGCUGCCAGACCAGCUCGGAGUCUCAAUAUUAGAGCACAUGCAUCGGUCUACUCACAUGGGGGCCCGAAAAUUAAAAGACUUAAUCCGACUUGCGGGAAUCAAGAUUCACCAACAGGACACCAAAAUAGAGCAAGUUGUAUCUGCCUGCAAGACCUGCCAACUCACCAAUGCAAGAGCCACAUCAAAUAAAAAAGGAACCAGGCUCAGAGGCACCAGACCGGGAGCCCAAUGGGAAGUCGACUUCACUGAAGUCAAACCAGGAAAGUAUGGUUAUAAAUAUCUUUUAGUAUUUACAGACACCUUCUCUGGCUGGGUGGAGGCAUACCCAACCAAGCAUGAAACGUCUCAGACGGUGGCUAAGAAGCUACUAGGAGACAUCUUACCCAGGUAUGGUUUUCCUGCCAUGGUAGGAUCAGACAAUGGACCAGCUUUUAUCUCGCAGGUAACACAGGCAGUAGCCAAGGCGGUGGGGGCGAACUGGAAAUUACAUUGUGCUUAUAGGCCCCAGAGCUCAGGACAGGUAGAAAGAAUGAAUAGAACCCUAAAAGAGACCCUUACCAAAUUAACCAUGGAGACUGGCAGGGACUGGGUGACUCUCCUACCGUACGCCCUUUACCGGGUUAGAAACACUCCUUACACUCUGGGUUUUACUCCCUAUGAGAUCAUGUUUGGCAGGCCACCCCCUGUUAUUCCCAGCCUUCGAGCUGAACUUAUUGCUGAGUUUAAAGAUCAAGAACUUUUUCUUUCCUUGAGAGGGCUCCAGAGGGCGCAUGAGGACAUUUGGCCGCGCCUCCGUGCCAUCUACGAGGCUGGCCCGACCCCGACACCUCAUCAGUACAGGCCGGGAGACUGGGUCUAUGUCAAGAGGCACCACCGAGAGACCCUCGAGCCGCGCUGGAAGGGACCCUACAUCGUGGUGCUGACAACCCCCACCGCUCUCAAAGUAGACAGCAUCACGACCUGGGUCCAUCACACCCUCGUUCGGCCAGCGGACCCCUCCUCGAUCCGGAAGGACUUCGUCACGCGAUGGGCCAUCAGUCGGGACCAACACAGCCCGCUCAAGCUCAAGCUACAGUGCAUUCGACCCACCUAA